CGCGUGUCGAACCCGGUGAUAUAGAGCGGUUUGAGCAUAAGCUAGUUGAAGGGAAGGUCUAUGCCUUGUCAGAUUUUCAUGUUGAUGUGCAGAGGGACUACUAUAUGUCCUGUAGCAAUGAGGGACUACUAUAGUUGAAGGGAAGGCAGACGGUGGUCACUGAGAUAGAAGGGGAUACUGAUUCGAUACCCAUCUACAGCUUUGAGUUUGUUAAUUUUAAGGAUCUCCGUCCUAGGUGUGGCGACAACAGCUUAUUGACUGAUGUUCUGGGACACGUUGUAUAUGUCGGGGAGCUACAGGAGGUCACAAAAAGAUCCCGCGUUAUAGAAAUUUGCAAUCCGAGCAUUCGGGAUUUGAGAGGAAAGGUACUGGGUGUCACACUGUACGGAGAUAUUGCUUCUGGUUUUGCUGAGGAUAUGACUGAGAAAGGCAAAGGCGCCUCAGUUGUUGCUGUCUUUGCAGGGAUGUCUGUUGAUUCCUCGUCAUCAGUUUGCUCUACAACGUCUUCAGAGUACUAUCUGGAUUUGGAAAUACCAGAGGUGCAAGAAUUCCAUGCGAAUUUGCGCAUUCAGCAAGCAAACCCUGUUCCCAAAAAAACUCCAGCGCAGAAGUUAGCCGAGAGUUGGAGAACAAUCGAACAGCUAAAAAACCUUGAUCCGGAAGAGUAUGACGAGGAUACCAUGUUUUUGUGCAGGGUCUCCCUGAUAGACAUAGAUUGCAGCAGUGGUUGGUGCUAUCUUGGAUGCGACACCUGCCAGAAGUCCAUGUACGGGGCACCAAGGAAAUACAAGUGCGCCCGAUGUGGCCCGAUCAAGAGGCCAAUCCAGUGGUACAAGCUGAAGGCGACGGUGCAGGAUGCCACGGGCACAAUGCCCCUUAUGAUCUUCUGUGAGGUGGCGGAGGAGCUGGUCGGUGUCUCCGUGGACGAGCUCGUCGAUAACAUCGAGGAGGACAAAGAGUGGUACGCCCUGCCAGAAGAAAUCGAGGAUCUUAUUGGGUCGACGCACGCCUUCCAGGUUUUCGACAAGUACGUGAACGGGAGCUUUGCGGUGCGCUCGAUCAUGGACGAUGCUAGCGUCCCGCCCCCUGCUGCAACCACUAGUCAAUGCAAGGAGAAGGCUGCCCUUGAGGGGAGCCAGAAGCCUAACAAGCGCGUGCGAGGUGACGACGACUCGAUCAACUAGGGAAUGCGGGCCAUUCUGGGACUAGUUUUAGUGUAUCUAGGGUAAUGCGCCCAAAGGAUCAGGCAAUGGGUCUUUCUGAUCUCUUUCUUCUAGCUCGGAACAGCUGCAUCUACUGUGUGGUUGGAUACUUGGCUCUUAGUGAUGGUGAUGGGUAACAGACCAGAACCCGUUUAACCCCUUUCAA
This is a messenger RNA of Hordeum vulgare subsp. vulgare (domesticated barley), 1368 nucleotides long. RefSeq lists its product as uncharacterized. The record is from RefSeq and is a predicted model, not a curated record. The transcript has 7 exons. NCBI's taxonomy places the organism in Eukaryota, Viridiplantae, Streptophyta, Magnoliopsida, Poales, Poaceae. The coding region runs from base 417 to 1184 and encodes 255 amino acids. Gene Ontology annotation, molecular function: DNA binding. Gene Ontology annotation, biological process: DNA repair; DNA recombination; DNA replication. Gene Ontology annotation, cellular component: nucleus.